AAUAUGAUUAGUUUUGAUUUUGUUUUGUAUAUUUUGGAUUAAAAAAUAGCAAGAAUUAAUCAAAUUCGAAAGAUGAUUAAAAGAAAACAGUUAUUUUAUUCAAUAUUUUUUAUUUAUGUUAAAAACAAAAAUAUAUUUUUGCUAAUACAAUGAACAAAUUAUGAAAUCUUUUCUUAUAUAUCAUAAGUUUAUUUUUGUGAUCAUUCUUCUGAUCUGUCGAUUCUCAAUAUACAUAUGUAUAUAUGCAAAUAUAGUACAAUAUGUACGCAUUAUAUAUACAGGUAACUCUUGCAUAAUACAGUAUUUUUACAAUGCAAUUUCGAUAUAAUGUUUUUGAAAUAUGAAUCCACUUUUUAUAUGUAAUCGAAAUCUCGCACAACGCAAUCAGAAAUCUAAAUCUCGCAUUAUACGAGAGUUAUCUAUAUAUAUAUGUAUAUAAAAUGUGUAUUUGUAUAUAUAUAUAUAUAUAUAUAUAAAUAAAUCUAUGAAUAUUGAGAUUACAUAAACGUGUCUUAAUAUGUAUGAAUGUUAAAAUAUAAAUGUAAAAAUAAAUAUUAUUUAAAUAAUAUUUAUAGUAAAAUCUUAUAAAAAAAUAUUAGUAAUAAAUUGUUAAUUUAUUUAAAUUAAUUUCCUUUUUUUUUUUAAAUAAUUAAUAUUUUAUGAAAAAAAUAUAAAAGUAAGCAUAAAUAAGUAUAAUACUAGUUAGUAAAUUAGGUAUGAAUUCAUAAAUGUAAAAUAUCAAUUUAAUAUCUUCACAAUAUAUUUUCCGAAAGAUUAUGUAUUUAUUUUUAAAAAUAUAAUUAUUUUUUAAAUAUGUUACAUUUAAAUAAAAUUAAUAUCAAUUAAAUAUUUCAUCUAGUAAAAGCAAUGCUAGAGGACAAAUCAAUAAGUAUUUGAAAGACAGUUUGUAGUUAUAGCUAUAUAGCCUGAGGAACUAGGACGUUUUAUUCGAAAUUUAAAGUCGAUCAAAGAGAAAAUUGCAGAUGAAUAUCAUAUGUGUUAUGUGGAAAUGAAAGAUUCGUCAAAACAAUUUUCAAACUAGCAAAGAUAUCUUGGAUCGAAAAAAUGUGUUAUGACAAUUGAAAAAGAAAAAAAAUAAAUAAAAAUGAAAAAGAACUAAUAACUGUUGACACAUCAAAAUAAUUCCAUAAAUUUGUAGAAAAUUCGAUACUUAUAUAAAAAUUAAACUUUCUCUAAAUCAUAAAAUCAUUAUGAUCUCUCAUCGCCGAAAUGUUUCGUAUUAAAAAAAGGAGAAGAGAAAAAAUACGAUUAAUCAAGAAAAAAAGACGAAGAAAUCAUAAUGUUUGCUGACCACAAUAUCACCUGCAGGGUCAGUUGUAGCUAGAGUGGGGAAUAGCGUGGAGGGUGGUAAAGAGUAUUCGUGCAGGCUGGUGGUUCGCUAGUUUCGUGGUAGCGAUAACCCCCGAUGCGCGUGUGCACCUAUAUAUUUCAAUGUGUUAGGUUUAGAUAGAUUCGCUUAUACAAGGAAAGAGAGCCUCAAAGCCGUUUUCCUCGGUCGUUCAAUACGCGCGCGCGCGAAACGAAUCGACUUCGUCCAUAGUAUCGUCACAGUUCUCGUCGGAGACGUUCGUGAUUUUGCACCCUUGUUCAAGUCACAAUUUACCGAACUAUAUGACGAGGGUACACCACUGUUUCCUUUCUUAUUUUCCUUCGUCUCUAUUUCUAUCUUCGUCUUUCCCUUUUUUUAACACUCUUUCUUUUAUUAAAUCUCUCGUUUUCUUUGCUACCUCGUUUCUCUUUACGUUAUUUUCACUUGUUAUAUUUAAAUACGUAUCAGUUUUUAUUCCGAUUCUAUUUCUCAUUUCUACUUUAAUAUGUGCCAAUUUAAUUGUCACCCCACUUUAUGCAUUGUUUUUUUCAUCUAAUUCUUUUUUUCUCCUUACCUCGUUCGUCGUCACGUCGUUACCAUCUCAUUCAAAUCUUAUUCGGAAUAUUGUUCAGAACUUGAUCUUCGAAUCUCCUUGGAUAAAGCAGAUGGUAAAUAUGACUCGCGAGUGUUACUGUACGUUACUAGAGUGACCAGUAAGCAACAGACUGAUUUUGCGUCAUUUCCUAUUGUUAUUCCUUCUUGUUAUUUGACAUUGUUUUCUAUCGCGAUGCGAUCAGUCACGGAAUCGUGUGUGAACGAUAUCCAGGAGACAACGCAGAGCAGACCGGAUUAGGGGUACAUCGAUCAUCAAGAGAUCAAAGAAAGAAAUCACGCAACGUCUCUUUCGAGUAUAUCUCUUUCUUUUUUUCUUUUUUUCCGUAUCUUCCGGUUUCCUUUUUUCUUAUUCAUUUGAUAUUUCCCUUCUCUUUCUUUUUAAUCAUUUCUUUCAUUUUCUUUCAUUUUCGAUUUCCUUCUCGACUUUUUUACCGCUUGGUGGUGAAACGCGUCGCAGCGGCACGAUCGUCAUCGACGAAAAAAGAAGAAUCUAUAUACUGUACCGCGACAUACAUUCGAGUUCGCGCUCAGUCAAUAGCAGCUGCAUCCUUUGAAAUUUCAAAAGAAUCACAAAUACAAGAAUAUCCACAAGCGUGAAACGCAUUGUGAUCGAAUAUCAAACGACCGGCGACCAAAUUACCGGAAAAAAAAACUGCCUUCCAUCUUAAUACGGGUUAUAUCAUCACGAUUUCAAGGAGAAACCAGCCAACAAAUCGUGAGGAGUAAACAAUAAAAGAAGGAAAAAAGAGGAAAGGGAACGAAGCAAGUUCUGUGUAGGAACCGCAACGAUGAAAGGUACAAAUUUCGGUGAACCGAGGAACCAAAGAUUCCAAUGAUACCUUCGCAAGGUGGUCGUGAGGGAUAUAAAGGUUCUCCCAACCCUCCGAGCAACGGCUCUGAGGACAAUGGCUUCGCUAAUCGACCUCGAGUGGCGGGCCUUUAUACGACGAAUCUCUUCAGACAAGAGCUCAUUCGAUCGUCAGAAGAGACUGGUGCUCGAUCUCAUGGUCCCGCGCGAGAUAUUCUUGAAAGAUCGCCACGAGAGAUUGGAAGCCAAAGAAGUUUAAAUUUUCCUACUGGUAUUGCCGAGGAAUUUGAGCUGUUGGAUCGGUCGAGAAUCGGGAUUUCGAGGACGCCUCAACCAUUAAGAAGGACUGAAGUGGCCGUUGGUCAUUACGAGCCGAGAUCUAGAUUCGACGAGUCGAUCAGGCGAGGGGAUCAUUAUGGAUCGUCUGUCGAGAGAAUCCGUGGGAGGGAACACGAGCAACAGGAAGGAUGCAUUGUACCCGAUACAAUUCGAAGAUCCCACGCUGAAUUUUCCGAACAGACAUUAUGGAUGGAGUCGGGUAUCGAUAAUUCUAAAAUACCUAUUUCAACUGACGAUUUUGCUGGUAGAAGGGGACAAGAUGAUAGUUCCACUUUCGCUUCAACUUCCGCCUCGAUACUCAUUUCACCUGCUAGCGAAACAAGCGAAUGCGAUGCGAUCUCGCCGCCGGAAGUGGAGAAGCCAUCACCGCCACCGUACACGGGUCUUAGUCCGCCUGAAUACACUGAGCACGUGUACGAAACUAGUGAAACACCUUCGCCGAUAUUUCCAAAUUAUCCAUUGACAUCGUACGCGGAGGAGACGCGUCACAGGCAUUCGAGAUCCUUCGUUUCGGAUGCCGAGCUUGAAUUUAUAGUACGCGAGGAACGUUUAAGAAGCAAGGAUCGGUUUGAAUCGGAACACUUGGAGAAAGGUUCGAGGCAAAUCGAAUCCGAGCAUCGAGAUUUUUCUAAAACGAUUAAAUCCACGGAUGAAGAUGCAUCGAGAUCGAGGGACGUAGCGAGGUUACGACCUCCUUUAACAGCAGUGGCGGGCGCUUCGGCCGAUUCUGGGACCGGUGAUUCCGGAAGUGCGGAGAUCCAGGUGGAUCCUCUUGGUACGCCUAGGACAACGGUCGCCGGCGAGAUUUUGGAUGGAGGGAACGGGAUUGAAAACGGUCAAGCUGCCAAUAAAUCGACGAUUAAAACUCCCACGAACAAUAAACAAACGGUUAAACUGUUCACGAAAGAAAGUCUCGACAGAUUGGAGAAUAGAACUGUGCAACUUGUCAGGGAUUAUGGAUUUCAACCGAAGAAACGGAUGUCGGUCGAAGAUGGUGCGGUGCUUCCAAAUAAAUAUGAACCUUUCCCAACCGAUCUUUACGGCAGGCCUCUCGAAGAAAUCGACAAUUUUAUUUACGACGAGACAUUUUGCGUAGUAUCGAAGAGAUUUCGUAAAAAUUACAUCCACAGAUUUACGGCGACGAACAGUUGGUUCAUAUUUUCUCCAUGGAAUCCUAUAAGACGAUAUUGUAUUUACUUAAGCACGAAUCAGUACUUCGAUUAUGUAGUCAUGGCUACGAUAAUAUUAAAUUGUGCCUUCCUCGCCAUGACAGAAACUAUCGAGGAAGCCGAAUAUAUAUUCUUAGCUAUAUACACGGCUGAAAUGGUGAUCAAGUCGAUAGCUAAGGGAUUUGUGCUCAAUAAAUAUACUUAUCUGCGAAAUCCGUGGAACUGGUUGGAUUUCGUAGUGAUCACUAGUGGCUAUGCGACUAUAGGGAUGGAAGUAGGAAAUUUAGCUGGAUUAAGAACAUUUCGAGUAUUGAGAGCUCUUAAAACCGUUUCAAUUAUGCCUGGCUUAAAAACCAUCAUAAAUGCAUUGUUACAUAGUUUUAAGCAACUUGCCGAAGUAAUGACGCUCACGAUCUUUUGUCUGAUGGUUUUUGCACUUUUUGCUCUACAAGUUUAUAUGGGUGAACUUCGAAAUAAAUGUGUUAAAAAUUUGGAAUUCAAUGAUACACAAGUCGAUUGGAAAGAGUGGACUUGGAACUCAUCCAACUGGGCAUUCGAUGAAGAUGAAGAACCAAUAAUUUGCGGUAACGCGACUGGCGCUAGACAUUGCAACGAAAGUUACAUUUGCCUUUGCGUUGGCCCAAAUCCAAAUCAUGGUUAUACAAAUUUUGACAAUUUUCUGUGGUCAAUGCUCACCACGUUUCAAUUGAUUACUUUGGAUUAUUGGGAAGAUGUCUACAAUAAGGUAUUGUCGGCGUGCGGACCUAUCAGCGUCUCGUUCUUCACGGUGGUCGUGUUUUUUGGAUCAUUUUAUUUGAUCAACUUGAUGCUCGCUGUCGUUGCAUUAAGUUACGAGGAAGAAGCAGAAAUUACAAACGAGGAACGAAGGAAGGAUUUAACCGACCAUCGCGAGGACUCGACGUUUAGUUUCGACCCGACAAAAAUCAAUGUGAAGACGCUUGCCAAAGAAAAGCAAAAAAAAUUGGAUGCAAGAAAAGGGGUUCUCUUAAGUAGUUACACGCGUAAGAAGACGCGAAGAAGAAGACGUGGGAGAAGCACUGCCGGUUCCACUUCAUCUGGUCAAGAUAAAGGUGGCUCUGUGCCAAGCAGGUCGGUGACACCGAGCCCGAAUCCAAGUCCAAGACACUCAAACGUUCGACCGUCUCACUUACUUCUACAAAAUAUCAGUCCGCGAACAGCUGAGAAUAAUGGAGUUCAUAGAUUGGCGCCAAAUCGUGGUAUGCUUCAUUCUCGACAAGCAAGUAACAACAGUAAUCAACAAUCGUCGUUAGAUGAUUCCGGGGUUGUCGACGAUCAUGAUGCCGAUGAUGUGACAUCUGUGGAAGAGCAUGACAGACGCGAUAACAAAGAAUGUAGAGGCAACUGGCAAGAGAGGAUAUCUACCAAUAAUAAGAAUGGCGAUGCCAAUGGUGAAACAAAUCCGGAUCAAACGAAAAAUGGAAUGAACAAUGAGACGGAAGUGAACGAUACUGAACGAGAAGAAUUGGAGGCAACCCAUUCCGGUGGUUAUCUUCGAACAUCUGCAAAUGUUCCAGUCUCUCUUGCUGGCGGAUCCACUCGAGAAUUUCGAGUGUUUAAGUGCAAUGGUGUGAAAACAAAAAAACAAAUGUACACUUUGCCGCCAGAGUAUUUAUCGCACAUUGUUAUUUUAGAUGACCUACCGGAUAGAAAUUGUGAAAAAUGCAUCCAAUGCUGCGUAGAUUACGAGGGUUGGCUACGAUUUCAGAAUUGUUUAUACAAGGUAGUGAGAGAUCCACUAUUCGAGUUGACGAUCACACUGUGCAUCGUCCUCAAUACCGGUUUUUUGGCAAUGGAACAUCAUGGAAUGAGCGAAUCGAUACGACAGGCGCUCAACAUCGGUAAUAAAGUAUUUACCAGUAUCUUCACCUUCGAAUGCUUGCUGAAGCUGUUGGCGCUGAGUAAAGAUUUCUUCGCCAACGGAUGGAACAAUUUCGAUUUGAUAAUAGUGUCAGCGUCUCUGAUAGAUCUUACCUUCGAGCUGGUAGACGGUCUCUCCGUGAUACGCGGACUGAGGCUUCUGCGUGUGUUAAAAUUGGCACAAUCCUGGACAACGAUGAAAGUUCUCCUCAGCAUUAUUAUCUCGACGAUCGGCGCUCUUGGAAAUCUCACCUUAGUUCUGGUAAUCGUGAUUUACAUAUUCGCCGUCAUCGGCAUGCAAUUAUUCAGUAAAGAUUACACAUUGGACAAAUUCUAUCCGGAUCCUGUACCACGUUGGAACUUUAACGAUUUCUUUCAUUCGUUUAUGAUGAUAUUUCGUAUACUUUGCGGAGAAUGGAUCGAGCCAUUAUGGGAUUGUAUGAGAGCGGAACAAGAAGACGGACCCGAGGCAUGCUUCGCUAUAUUUUUACCGGCUCUUGUCAUGGGUAAUUUUAUGGUGUUGAAUCUCUUCCUUGCUUUACUGCUCAACAGCUUUAAUUCGGAAGAAUUGAAGCAGAAAAAGGAAGAAGUCGGCGAAGAUUCAAAACUCGCAAGGUCGUUCGAUCGUAUUCGUUCGAUUAUAAGGAAAAAUAAAUGUUCUCGGAUGGGCCAAAUUGUCGCAAAAGGAAGAGGAAAAGAUCCUCGUUUCGAAAAGAUUGUGCGACGAGUUAUGGAUCGAUCCGACAACGAGACUAAAUAUGCUAUUCAAGAGACUGUGCUCAACCUUCCAAAGGAUAACGUUUACAAUAGAUCUUAUCAAGAAAGUUUAAAUCAACCAGUUUUUACUUACGAUCCGGUUUACUCUCAGUCUCAGAUGGAAGGGCAAAGAUACGAACAGUGGGAAAAGGAUGAUGAAGAAAAGGACGAAGCAACGUACGACGAAAAGAAUUACUCGAGUAAAGAAAAAGAGAUGGAAAUGAGCGAAAGUAAGGAAGAGGAAUGUCAAGAUCUGGAAGUCGUGAGAGAUUCCUCGUGUUCGAACAAAGCACCCGUGGAAGAAAGAGUCGCGAUGCUACCUCAAAAAGAUCCAUUUCCUAGACACGAGGAUCGAAUACCUAAGCGACCUUGGCACGCGCUCGUCAGUUAUGUCGAUGAACUGACUGUUGGUGGUAGAAGAGAUAGCAAGGGGAAAUAUAUCGAUGGGAUAGGUUCUUUCCCUGGAUUUGAAAGGAGUAAUCGGCGUAAAGAACCGCAAGAUUGCUUUCCACGACAGUGUUAUCAGAAGUGUACCUGCAUCGAUCGGUGUAUUGCAACAGCUAUUGGCAAAAAAUGGAUCAAACUACGAACAAUGAUUCUAUCGGUCGUUGAUACGCCUAGCUUCGAAUGGAUGAUCCUAGUUUUAAUUUUUGCAUCUUCCAUAACGCUUUGUUUUGAAGAUAUUUAUCUAGAUGAUAAUCCUUUUUUGAAGAAAAUCCUCUAUUGGACCAAUCUUGGCUUCUGUGCGCUUUUCAGUAUUGAGAUGUUACUCAAGUGGUUAGCUCUGGGUUUCUGCAAAUAUUUCACCAGUUUUUGGACAAUCUUGGAUUUUAUAAUUGUCUUUGUAUCAACAUUUAGUCUGUUGAUAGAAGAAAACGAAAAUUUGAAAGUGCUAAGAUCUUUAAGAACUUUGAGAGCACUAAGACCCUUAAGAGCAAUAUCGAGAUGGCAAGGCAUGAGGAUCGUAGUGAACGCGUUGAUGUAUGCGAUACCUAGUAUAUUCAACGUGCUCCUCGUCUGUCUCGUGUUCUGGCUGAUAUUUUCUAUAAUGGGUGUACAAUUUUUUGGUGGCAAAUUUUUCAAAUGCGUUGAUGAGUACGGCGAAUUAUUAGAUAUAUCGAUUGUAAACACGAAAAACGAUUGUUUGAGAAAAAAUUACUCUUGGGAAAAUAGUAAAAUCACGUUUGAUCACGUGGGAAUAGCAUAUCUAGCUUUGUUCCAAGUAGCCACUUUCGAAGGGUGGAUGGAGGUGAUGCAGGAUGCGGUAGAUGCAAGAGGUGUAGAUCUUCAACCUCAAAGAGAAGCAAACAUCUACGCAUAUUUCUACUUUGUGAUAUUUAUUGUUUGCGGCUCUUUUUUUACAUUAAAUCUCUUUAUCGGAGUAAUUAUAGACAACUUUAAUAUGUUAAAGAAAAAGUACGAAGGUGGAGUGCUAGAAAUGUUUUUGACCGAAAGUCAAAAACACUACUACACUGCCAUGAAAAAACUUGGCCGUAAAAAGCCGCAAAAAGUGAUAAAGCGUCCGAUGAAUCAAAUCCUCGCAAUGUUUUAUGAUCUAUCGAAUUCACGCAGAUUUGAAAUAGCAAUUUUUAUUUUGAUAUUUCUCAACAUGCUGACAAUGGGAAUCGAGCAUUACGAUCAACCUCAUCCAAUUUUCUUCGUUCUUGAAGUGUCGAACGCAUUUUUCACAACCGUUUUUGGCUUAGAAGCAAUCGUGAAAAUAAUAGGACUUCGAUAUCAUUAUUUCACGGUGCCAUGGAACUUGUUCGAUUUCCUCCUUGUGCUGGCUUCAAUAUUAGGAAUAUUAAUGGAGGAUAUUAUGGUAGACUUUCCGGUGUCCCCGACGCUCCUGCGAGUCGUGAGAGUGUUCAGAAUUGGUAGAAUCUUAAGACUCAUAAAAGCAGCAAAAGGUAUUCGCAAACUGCUCUUCGCUCUGGUGGUUAGUCUUCCAGCGCUGUUCAACAUCGGUGCCCUGUUAGCUCUAAUUACUUUUAUUUAUGCCAUUAUUGGCAUGUCAGUAUUUGGUCACGUUAAGAAACAAGGUGCGCUUGACGAUAUGGUAAAUUUUGAAACUUUUGGUAGAAGCAUGCAAUUACUGUUUCGAUUAAUGACCUCAGCUGGUUGGAACGACGUGUUAGAAUCAUUGAUGGUACAACCACCAAAUUGCGAUCCGACUCCAACUAAUCGGCAAUUGAAUGGAAAUUGCGGAUAUCCUCUAUUGGCAAUAACUUAUUUUACUUCUUUCAUCAUAAUCAGCUAUAUGAUCGUUAUCAAUAUGUACAUUGCUAUUAUUCUCGAGAAUUUUAAUCAGGCCCAUCAAGAAGAAGAAAUCGGUAUUGUCGAAGACGAUCUAGAAAUGUUUUACAUUCGAUGGUCCAAAUAUGAUCCACACGCGACACAGUUCAUAAAUUUUUCGCAAUUAAGCGAUUUCAUAGCAAGCCUGGAUCCACCAUUAGGAAUUUCGAAGCCCAAUAUGGUUGCACUAGUUAGUUUUAAUUUACCUAUCGCAAAGGGUAAUAAGAUUCAUUGUCUGGACAUUCUGCACGCACUUGUCAAGCACGUCCUUGGACACGUAGAAGAGUCUGAAGAUUUUCGAAAGCUGCAGGAACAAAUGGAUAUUAAAUUUAAGAAACAAUUUCCCACUCGUAAAGAAUUAGAAAUUGUUUCUUCAACGAGAAUGUGGAAACGUCAAGACAAAGCAGCUAGAUUGAUUCAACGUACCAUAAGGGAAUAUAUAACGGCGAAAAAGGAACGUGAAAGGAUGGCUCAAGAAGUGGAUUCUCAGACUCAGACGUCGAGUCCUGGUGGUGGGAAUGAGGGUAGGGGCGGGGGUGGAUGGAGUGGCAAAGUAUCGGCUUUUCUACAUGUACAUAGAGGUAGCCGAGCCAGUAGUCGCAAGUCCUCGAGGGCCAGCGACGCCAGCGAUUUCAGCGAGCUCGGUACAGCUUCGGCAUGGCUUUUUCCAAAUUUACCUCUGCUGUUGCUCUCCGGCGCCACCGGUACUCACGAGGACUUGCCUCCUCCCGCUCUGACCGUAUCCCGUCCCUCGCCGACUACAGAACAACAAAUAUUUACCGGUUCCUCUGUUGUUUCUUCCUCUGAUCUACACACUAGAUCAAUCGGGGGUCCAACUCUCGGCCGACAAAAUGCCGUUGAAAGUUAUCCCGAUGAGGAAGUCCCCAGUCUUCCUACGAAGCGCAAAUCACUUCCGCCAAGCGCUACAACACUCUCUCUGAACACCUUACAUCGUGAUAUCAAAGAAGCAUUUAGCAGACGUUGCGGUAGCCUUCGAAAGAAACAUCAACCAGCUCCUGAACCAGCUCCGCUGCCAAUCGAAUCUACCGAUGUAAGCAUACUUGUUACGGAACCCAGUCCAGAGAAUUCAGCACCGCCUUCAAGACCGGCAUUACUUAGACAACAAUCCGCCGCUACGGUCGUUCAUGUCCUCGUACACAGGGAGAGUGAAGAAUAUCGAGAUGUACAACCUGAUAAUGCCAGUUGAUCUUAGAUCAUUAUGCUCGACAUCCUUCCUAAAACAGUUUAAUGAAAGGCUUAUUUGUUAUCGUGUUACUAUCACUUCGAAAUUUGAAUUUAAUCAAUUCCCUCUCCUCUCCCCCUUUCUUUGAUGCUGUUGCCUUAUCAUCAUUAUCAUCAUUUAUAAUCUUUUUAUUAUUUCAUUAAUAAUAUAUCUCAAUUAAAUUAUUUAUCGAUUAUUUGUUGAAACUAAACUAUUUAUUCUUAUAUUUAGAUUUUACAAUAUAUUUUUUAUUUAUAAGGAAAUUUUUUUACUAUACUUUUCAUCCUAAUAAAUAACAAUAGUCUACUUAUAUAUAAUAUCUAAUCAAUUUAUUGCAACGAGCUUAAAUUUUUUUCUUCUGCAAUAAAAAUCCAUAGAUGAAUAAUAUAAUAUAGUUCAGGUAAUUUAAUUGACUUAAUAUUACUCUAAACUCGCAUUCUUCUACCAUGAUUAAGGGUAAUUGGACCAAUUUAGUGAAAUAUAUUUAAAUUCCGAUCCCUUAUUCAAAUUAAAUCAUUAAUACAAUCUACUCGUUAUAAAAAGAAAUGAAUAAUAAUUACAUGAAAAAACAAAUAAUACUGCCUUAAAUAGCAUAGAUUUUUAAUUUAUAAUUAUUUUAAAGAAAGAAAUAAAAAGGACAAAAAGAGAGGGAAAGAGAAGAUGGAAAAAGGAAUAUGUACAUUUUUUAAAGAGAUUAUAUAGUAAUCAAGUAGUUGUUUUUCUUUAUACUUUUAAAGAAACGUAGAUUAUUAGUACCGCUAUUAAUUUUAUAUAAUAAACAGAUAUCAUAAACAAUAGAACGUAAACGUAUAUGAUGUUUGUCUCAUUUAAAAUUAUUAAAAUUACACAUUCCUAAUAAGAAUACAUACUUAUCUAUUUACUAUUUAUGUACGAUAAAUGAAAUUCAUCCUGCAUUUAUUAGAAGAAAAUGCUUUCUUUUCUGGACAUAAUUAAAUAUCAAAAUAAUGAAUUAUACAUUGAAUAUGCUAAUAGAUAAUAAUUGGUCAAUAUUUAUAUUUCGUUUAUAUACAUAUAUAUGUAUUAUUCAUAUAUAUUAAUUAACUUUGACUAUGAUAAUAUUUUAAACUCUUUAAUUAUAAUAAAAAUAUAUCUUUUCUUUUUAUAUUAUAAUCAAAGAACAAAUUGAACACAAACAAAAUAUUUUAAUUAAUCAUAAUCUCAAUACAAUUUUAUGAUGUGGUUUAUGCAUUAACAUACGGAAUAUCUAAAAUUAUUGAUCAAUAAUUAACAAAAUAAUAAAAUUUAUCAAAAACUUCCAUAUUAAUAUAAAAUGAACAAUGUCCAGAAAAAAGUUUUAUCCCUUAUUAUAAUACAUAUUUUAAAAAUAGAACGCAAUUAAUUUAUUGCAUUAUAAUUACGUAUUAAUUAAUGUUAAAAAAAGAAAAUUUCCAUUUUAAAAUUAGUAUUAGUUUUUAAAUUGGUAUAAUUACAUUUCUAUCCAUAUUGUAUCUAAUAUAAUAGAAAGAUGAAUCAAAUGAAGUUAACCAAUAUAUAUCGAAUAUAAAAAAAAACAAUGUUAUAGAUUUCUUUGUUCAUUUAUUUUUCAUUUCAUUCGAUUCAUCAAAAAUAUAUAUAUAAUAUGAAAGAACAUUUGUACAUUUCAAACAAUUUUAUACUUAUCUUCGAAGAAAAAUCUUAAAUUCAAUAGUUAAUAAAUUAAUAAUAUAAAUGAAAACAAAAAAAAUUUUUAUAUAUUUAAAAUAAUAAUGUACUGUUUUCAUAAUUUUAUUGGAUUCUAUUAUAAAAUUUAUUAAUAAAGUACAAAUCAUUUUCUUUCUAAUAUAUAAAAUUAAAAAAUAAAUGAUAAUAAAUAUAUGAAAAUCAUAUUUUCAAAAAAUUAUGUAAAUUGUUAUUCAAUUGUUGAUUUUGCAAUUAUUGACGAUUAUAGUAUAUUUAUAAUUAUAUAUUAAAUCAAAAUAAUUUUUUAUUUAUUUUUUUAUUAAAAAAAAUCUUCGGUGAUAAGUAUUAUAAAUACAUAUAUAUAUGUGUAUAUAGAGUUCUAAUAUAUUCAUGGAAAAUUUUUGGAAAAUCUAAAAGAAAUUUUAGACACAACAAUACUUAUAUAAGAAAGAUCAAAGUAAACAAUUCUUAUAUAAAAAUGUCGUAAAUUUCAAUUGCUUAAUAAAUAAGCUUCAAUUGAUAUUUUUGUUUACUAAUUUUUGUAUUUGUUUUGAUCUUUCGAAUCAAUCUAUUAAAGAUAUUCCAUAAAUAUAUUAACAACAUAUAUUAUAUAUAUAAUGCACAUAUAAAAUACAUAUAAAAUUAAUGUGAUUAUUUUCCAUUUUAUUUUUUUUUUUUGUUUUAUACAAAAUUUAUAUGUAAAAAUAUAAAAAAGCUACGUAUCAUAAAACAUUUAUAUAACAUGAAACUAAUUAUGAAAGAAUUAAAAGAUAUUUAAUAACAAAAAGAGGUAGAGAGGUAGGAAAAAGUGAAAAGAAGAAAAAGAGAAAAGACAGAAAAAAAAAUUUAAGUAGAGAAAGGAACAACGAAUUUUGUAGUAAUUAGUUAAAUUUUUGCUAUAAUCUUAUUACCAAUCAUUUUUAAUUGUUAUAUCAAUAUGCAAUUAAUUAUAAUACCUUUUUUGUCGAUCGUAAUAAGUUUGAGAUAUGUUAUAAAAAACAACAUUUUAAACAACUUUUAUCUUUACGUAUAAUCGAUAUUGGCUUUAAUAUUAGAGUUAUUUGCAAAGAAUAGAAUUUUAUUAAAUUCUGCCUAUACAUAAAUGUGUCCAUAAAAACAUAUGCAAUUGCUAUUUAUCAAUUAUUUAUACAUAUACAUAUAAAUAUGUGAGAAUAUAAUGGAUAAUAUUACAUAAUAUAACGGAUAAACUUAUCGAAAAACUAUUUCUUUAUAAAUUUAUGAAUAAACUUUUUAAAAUUUUUUUUAAAGCUGACUUAUAUGAGAUUGAUAUCAUUAUUCAUUGUAACUUUAGUUAUUGUAAUUUCCAUCAAAUUGUUUAUAUUUUAUUUUUAUAUUUAUUUAUUUUGAAUUCAUAAAAUGUUCAAAAUUAUAGAUAAAAUUAUAUAUUAUAAUAAUAUUUAUUGUAAUAAUAAGUAUAAUGAUAUUUGUUAUAAAUAUUGCUUAUCAGUCUAUUCGUAUACAUAUAAACAAUAUUAAUAAAUGGUAGUCGCAUAUCUAUUUUACACAUAAUUAAGCCGAUGAUUGGAAUUUUGGAGUUAGUAAAAUACUUUUAGUACUAUACUAUUGAAUUAUGCUUAUAUAUAUGCAUUUGUGAGAACGUAUAGUUAUUAAAAAUAAUAAAUUAUCUUAUACAUAUCUCAAAAUCAUUAAAAUCGAUAAAUAGGGAAUUUUUUAGUAACAGGUUCACUUUUAUUAAUUUAAUAUUUCAAUCCUUGAAAGAAAAAAAUACAGAAUUUAUUAAUUCAAAUAAUAGAUUUUCACAUUGAUGUUUUUCCUUUUCACGGAUAAACGUUAUCAUUAAUAUGACCUCUCGUCGACCUAUAGUGCCUAUUGUUAGAAAAUGAUUGCGAGUUAAUAUAUAUGUAUACAAAAGUAUAAACAUGUAUAUUAGAUUUUCAUAUUAAAAAUAAUACAAACAUUGGUACAUAAAUAUGAGUUAAAUCUUCACUUAACUCUCUUGUUAGAACGUACAAUGUACGUUACUUUUAGAGUUUAGCAUUUAAUGCUUAAUGCUUGAUAAAUCUGUUUUUCGCGUAUCGACUAUAAGAUAUAACUUAAGGAUCAUGAAGAAACGAAGUCGAUGAAUAAAUUAAAUAAAAAAAUAAAAAGAUAUAAAACUGAAAUAUUUCAAGAUAAUUUAAUUCUGAAAUGUGAUCUUUGCAAAAAAGACACGCAUUGUAAAGCUAUGUAUCAUGUCAAUUAAAGGCAUAAAUAUGUAUGUUAUUCAUGAUUAGCGUGUACACGCACGAUACGUCUAAGUAUAACGUACAAUAUUAUACAUAUACCAAAAAAUAAGAGACUGGACAUACAUGCGAUUAUUCCAAAACUAAUGGAUGAUAAAAUUCCAAAAAUUGUACAAUCACAUUCGGAUAUCCUUUAGGAAUCUGAAAUUAUUUAGAUUAUAUAACUUUUCUGCGCAUUUUUCUGCGUAUUGCGUGCUGCGUGUGUGCCUGUGAACAAAAUUCGAUAAAAAUAACACCUGCUCAAACUUACAUAUUUAAAUACACCAUCAGCAUAUGCACAAACAUAAUUAUAAAUUAUUAUUGCAACUAUCAGCUUUUACUUUUUACGCUGAAACGUAAAAAUUCAUUCAUCGUUCGUUCCAAUUAAUUUGACAUUCUCACAUUUUUUAUAAAAAAGAAAAAACGUAUCAGUGACAAUAUUGUUCACACAAUAAUGAAAUUAGAAAUGAAUUUUCGGGUGAAAAGAAAAAAGCGUAUAGUUCUGAAAAAUCUGUUAAGAAAUAAUAUUAAAGAUACCCAUUAAUACAGGGUUAAUGACAAUCGAGAUCAUGAAAAAAAUUGCUUUUUUCUCUUCUUCCACAUUUUGAGUAAUUUACUUUCAGAAAACUUAGUAUAACUAUUUCAAGAUAAUUAAUAUUAUUUAUUCUUAAUAUUAUUCUAUUGUUAAUGAAUAAUAAUUUCAAUUUAUUACAAAAUUGUCACGCUGUUAAAAGUUCAUUAUAGAUGAAAAGAUAAAUUUCGUGUUCUAACAGUGAUAGUGAUAAAAAUAUGAAAAAUAUAAAGGAAAAUGAAGUAAGCAAACAGACAGAGCAGAAAAUACUGUACUAGUAUUGAAAUGAUUCGUCAGAAACAAAAAGAUUAAAAUAAAGAACAGUAAAAUGUUCCUUUAAGUCAAACUUGUAAAUAGUAUAUAAUAAUCCUUAUUAGUUUGCAAAUAUGACUGUUUUGUCAUAUAAAUUUAUAAACAAAGACUCGAGCAUUGUUCUUCCAUAGAUAUUAAUUUAAUUAAACUUUAUGUAAACUUCUAUUUUCUUAUUUGUUUCAUAAAUUCCUUAGCAAUGUUAUAAUAUAAUAAUGUUUCAAUUUGAUAUAUUUUUAUCAAUUUUAGCAUAUUUUAAAUCAUAUUUUUACAAUUAAAUCUUGUUUUUUUGUGAAUUUUUAUAUAUAUAUAUUUUAUAUAUAUAUAUAUAUUUAAAAAUUAUAUAUAAAAAUAUAUAUAUAUGUACAUAUACUUGUACAAAUAUUCUUUUUCUUUAUAAUAUUAAUUAUACAAUGCUUGAUAUAGUUUAUAAGCUAAUACGAGCAAGCAAAUAUUAAAUCUUGACACAGUCUAAUUAAAUCUGAUAUUAUAAUAAAUUGCUAAUAAUAUUAAUAAGCAAGAAAUGAAUAAUAAGAAUGUUAAUCAUGUAUGAAUGAUAUAUAUAUAUAACUAUUACUAAAAAAUAAAUUGUGGAAUUUAUCAUUGAAAUUUAUUCAAGUAUAUAAUAUUACUUUUGUAUUAAUUUAAAAAAUUUUAUUUCUAAUUUAAAAUAUUACACAUAAAUAUUUAAAUAUAUAGAUUAGAACUACAUUUAAAACUAUUUAAUCUCUUUAAUAAAUUAAUUCUUUAUUUAGUUGAAACUCUGGUACGUUUGUUCCAUGAAAAAUUAGUACCAUAGCUACGAGGCUUAGGAUUAUUAAUAUUUGGAUUUUGAAUAUAAUAUUUCCAUCUCAUUUUAUUACAAUGUGCAAUAGCUUCUUCCUUUGUAGCAAAUGCCACAUGAAGAUUAGACAAAGGAUCUCCACUAUGAAAUAAAAUAUAAUAUUAAUUAAAGUUUAACAAAUAAAAUUUAAUAUUACUUACGUUGAAGUCCAUCCCAUAAGAGGAUUUUCCCAACGUUCACGUGUAUCAAAAUCUAUUUGCCAAUGAUUUAUAUUAUUUGUUCCAGACUGCAUAGCAUUUUUCGCAGGACAAUAAAUACGAACUGUACGAGGCUUUAUAUGUUCUUCUGGAACUCCUGAACAAAUACCAACAUCUUCAGCAUCUGAUACAAUAAUUACAGCUUCCUUUCUAGCUUCUCGAGCUAAUUUUUCUUCUUUAGAUACCAAAUCAGUUUUGAUUUUUCUUACUAUUAUUUCACUAUCUUGUUCAGUUUCUUUAUCCAUAUUUGCGAAAAAUCUUUUUGUUAAUCUAUAAUAAUUAUAUUUUUUUAAUUAUAUAUAAUUAAUUAUUUAUAAAUAUAAAAUUAUAUCAUAUAUAAUGAAUUUUUUUUCAAAUAUAUAUAUGAAAAUAAAAUAACCAACCCAUAUCUCGUAAAAGUACGAUUUAAAUAUAAUAACGAUAACACACGUAAUGCCAUUUUGUAUUAUAAAAAAAUUAAAAUGAUAUAUAUAAUAUUGUUACAUCAAUUUUACUAAAUAACUCUGAGAAUUAAGAUAGAUUUUGCGCAUGUAAUAUCUAUAUACAGAAUAAGUUAAUAUAUAAUUGAAUAUAAUAUAAUAUUUAUACAAUAAAUAAUUAUGUUUAUAAAAAAAAA
Apis cerana (Asiatic honeybee) is the source of this 16854-nucleotide messenger RNA. RefSeq names its product sodium channel protein 60E. Gene Ontology annotation, molecular function: voltage-gated sodium channel activity. The record is from RefSeq and is a predicted model, not a curated record. Gene Ontology annotation, cellular component: voltage-gated sodium channel complex; plasma membrane. NCBI's taxonomy places the organism in Eukaryota, Metazoa, Arthropoda, Insecta, Hymenoptera, Apidae. Gene Ontology annotation, biological process: neuronal action potential; membrane depolarization during action potential; sodium ion transmembrane transport.